UGCUGGGACCUUACUGCCCAGUGCUCCCAGUGGUCGGACCAAGACCCCACAGCAGACAGUACAAAGGCCUACUCCCCAGCUCCCGCUUAUGGCCCAGUGGGAACAGACUGUAUUCUUAUCCUUUGGCAUUUCUCUACAAAUAAAAAUUUAAGAGGUGCCACUGCGGUCCGGCCUUUGUGCACUUGGCCUUGUGCUGAGCAAGGCGUGUGGCCUGUUCUUACCGCCGGGUUCUGCUGCCCCCACCCCCACUUCGGUGACUAAACCUGCACCUCUGAUCCUGUUCCCAAAGGGGCAGGAGGCUGGGCUCACUCCAGGCAGCCCCUGGCCUCCCUCACGGACCCCCUGUGUGGGGCUCAUUGCUUUGAUCGCCUUUCCAGCGCCAGUGCUGCAGUAGCUGAGCCGGGCCUAGAGCUCGCGGUCACGAACAACGGCAGCCUCCUGCCUACGUGUCCCGCGCCGUAGAAGAGCCUGCCCUGGCGCUGCGCUGGUCGUGGCUGCGUCAGCAGUGGGCCUGCACCUCCUUGCGUCUCCCUGUAGGCCAGCCCUGCCCCAGAUCUAGGUGCCUGCCCCUGAAGCGCGCGGCUGCCCGUGAUGAACCCGGCGGGCGGUGGGCGGCUGCUUCGGCCGGGGCCCGGCUCCCGGGCGUGGCCCUCGGACUGACAGAGCGGGUGGACGGCUGGGGAGACGGCGCGCGGCGCUUCGGGAGCCAGCGGGUGUUGGUGGAGCCGGACGCGGGCGCAGGGGUGGCUGUGAUGAAAUUGAAGAACCCCCCAGUGAACACCCUGAGUCUGGAGUUUCUGACGGAGCUGGUUAUCUGCCUGGAGAAGCUAGAGAAUGACAAGAGCUUCCGCGGUGUUGUCCUGACCUCCGACUGCCCGGGUGUCUUCUCGGCCGGCCUGGACCUGACAGAGAUGUGUGGUAAGAGCCCCGCCCACUAUGCUGAGUACUGGAAGGCCGUGCAGGAGCUGUGGCUGCAGUUCUACCAGUCCAACCUGGUGCUGGUCUCCGCCAUCAAUGGAGCCUGCCCUGCCGGAGGCUGCCUGAUGACCCUGACCUGUGACUACCGUGUCCUGGCAGACAACCCCAGGUACUGCAUAGGACUCAACGAGACCCAGCUGGGCAUCGUCGCCCCUUUCUGGUUCAAAGACACCCUGGAGAACGUCAUCGGGCACCGGGCAGCCGAGCGUGCGCUGCAGCUGGGGCUACUCUUCCCGCCGGCAGAGGCCCUGCAGGUGGGCAUAGUGGACCAGGUGGUCCCAGAGGAGCAGGUGCAGAGCACUGCACUGUCAGCGAUAGCCCAGUGGAUGACCAUUCCAGACCAUGCUCGACAGCUGACGAAGGCCAUGAUGCGAAAGGCCACAGCCAGCCGCCUGAUCACGCAGCGUGAUGCGGACGUGCAGAACUUUGUCAGCUUCAUCUCCAAAGACUCCAUCCAGAAGUCCCUGCAGCUGUACUUAGAGAGGCUCAAAGAAAAGAAAGGCUAACGGCUGGGCUGCCACAGACUUACAGCCACGCGUGCCCCUCUGGGUUCCAGGGAGGUCUUAAACAAGGCAUUUUUCAACUUAAAAGUA
Macaca mulatta (Rhesus monkey) is the source of this 1571-nucleotide messenger RNA. It is a transcript of the gene ECI1, whose product is annotated as enoyl-CoA delta isomerase 1. Gene Ontology annotation, cellular component: mitochondrion. Gene Ontology annotation, molecular function: delta(3)-delta(2)-enoyl-CoA isomerase activity. The record is from RefSeq and is a predicted model, not a curated record. NCBI's taxonomy places the organism in Eukaryota, Metazoa, Chordata, Mammalia, Primates, Cercopithecidae. Gene Ontology annotation, biological process: fatty acid beta-oxidation.